CACUGAACGGACCAGUUCCUGUUUGAGAGGGUGCACUUCCGUUGCACAUUUCGUAACUUCAAAUUUCCGAGUCAGUCAACAUCUGGAGGAGUUGUACCUUUCACGGUGAGGAUGCUGGCACUGUCUCGCCGCGCGCUGGUCAGCGGUGCCUCGCGAGCUCCGGUCGCAGCUGUUGCCGCGUGCCAAAGCGCAGCCACGACGACCAUCACCCGCUUGAAUAGCACUGCCACCCAGGAGAAGCCGAAGAAGACCAAGUUUGGUCCCUUGGCUGAUGAAGACAGAAUCUUCACCAAUUUGUAUGGCAGACAUGAUUGGAGGCUGAAGGGGGCGCUGAGUCGUGGUGACUGGUACAAGACCAAAGAGAUCCUGCUGAAGGGGGUGGACUGGAUCCUGAAUGAGAUCAAGACGUCUGGACUGCGCGGCAGAGGAGGAGCCGGCUUCCCCACCGGCAUGAAGUGGGGCUUCAUGAACAAACCCAGCGAUGGCAGGCCGAAGUACCUGGUUGUCAAUGCUGACGAGGGUGAGCCCGGCACGUGUAAAGAUCGUGAGAUCAUGCGGCACGACCCCCAUAAGCUGGUGGAGGGCUGCCUGGUGGCGGGCAGGGCCAUGGGGGCGCGCGCUGCCUACAUCUACAUCCGCGGGGAGUUCUACAACGAGUCAUCCAACCUGCAGGUGGCCAUCAACGAGGCCUAUGCCGCCGGCCUCAUCGGCAGGAACGCCUGCGGCUCUGGCUACGACUUUGACGUGUAUGUGAUGCGCGGUGCCGGAGCCUACAUCUGUGGGGAGGAGACGGCUCUCAUCGAGUCCAUCGAGGGCAAACAGGGCAAGCCCCGCCUGAAGCCCCCGUUCCCUGCGGACGUAGGUGUGUUUGGUUGCCCAACAACCGUCGCCAAUGUAGAGACCGUGUCCGUGGCGCCCACUAUUUGCCGCCGUGGUGGCUCUUGGUUCGUCGGCUUGGGUCGCGAAAGGAACUCCGGCACGAAGCUUUUCAACAUCUCCGGGCACGUGAACACCCCCUGCACAGUGGAGGAGGAGAUGUCUAUUCCAUUGAAGGAGCUCAUCGAGAGGCAUGCAGGUGGCGUGCGUGGUGGCUGGGACAACCUGAUGUGCGUGAUCCCCGGUGGUUCCUCUACUCCGCUGAUCCCCAAACAUGUCUGCGAUGACGUCCUCAUGGACUUCGACGGCCUCAUCCAGGCCCAGACUGGCCUGGGAACAGCCGCCCUCAUUGUCAUGGACAAGUCUACGGAUGUGAUCAGAGCCAUCGCUCGUCUGAUCGAGUUCUACAAGCACGAGAGCUGUGGCCAGUGCACACCCUGCAGAGAAGGUGUGGACUGGAUGAACAAGAUGAUGUGGAGGUUUGUGAAGGGAGACGCGCGGGAGGCGGAAAUCGACAUGAUCUGGGAGAUCAGCAAGCAGAUCGAGGGCCACACCAUCUGCGCCCUGGGAGACGGCGCCGCCUGGCCUGUACAGGGGUUAAUCCGUCACUUCCGGCCCAUCAUGGAGAGCCGCAUUGCUGAUUUCAAACAGAGCCAGCAGGCCAGAGCCUAGGCAGCGCACAUCACCACUGGCAGUGGCCAUGUGGACCCGACAUCUUAAUAAUGUUAAAUAUUUAAAUGAAUUUUUAUGCCUCACCCCCUCGCCAUCCACCACUGCUGCCUGCUUUCGCCACGUUGUGAGGUUUUAUCGCCCCAUAUAACCUAGAAAGUAGACGUAGCCAUGUUUGGAUUCAGGGUGAUAAAUCCUCAUCAUGCCAACUUUCUUCCAUCAUGCCUUCCACCCUUUCUGAAAUCGGUAAAUAAAUGUAUGGGUUGAGGGUUUUUUGUUCCUGUGUCUGUGU
This is a messenger RNA of Engraulis encrasicolus (European anchovy), 1837 nucleotides long. RefSeq names its product NADH:ubiquinone oxidoreductase core subunit V1 (gene ndufv1). Gene Ontology annotation, biological process: mitochondrial electron transport, NADH to ubiquinone. Lineage: Eukaryota; Metazoa; Chordata; Actinopteri; Clupeiformes; Engraulidae. The record is from RefSeq and is a predicted model, not a curated record. The coding region runs from base 112 to 1548 and encodes 478 amino acids. Gene Ontology annotation, molecular function: 4 iron, 4 sulfur cluster binding; NADH dehydrogenase (ubiquinone) activity; FMN binding. The transcript is spliced from 11 exons.